GCUAUGGACGCACAUUCUCAAAUUUCUUCACCUUAUGCUGCGCACGUCAGUUCUUGUGCGCAAACAACGGCAAUAUUCUGGCCUGUCUUCCCUAACUAUUGCCAUGGCAAAACCGUCAGCCGAAGAACUCUACGCUUUCAAUAUGCGGAGAGAAACUUGGUGUAAAAUUGAGUUUGACAGUGAAUUCAUGAAGCUACGCGAGAGAAGGCACUUCACCUGCCAUCUCCAAAACAGCCUCGAUCUGGGAGCGCAGCAGUCAUUUACAACGCUGGACCGAAGCCGCUGGAUGCAAGGCCAUCACUGUGGCCGUCACGUCGAGCGAAAACAUUUCGAGGAGAGCAGGAAUGCCCACUUGGCGUGAAGGUGAAGACGACGCAGAAUGACACAACUAGACAGUUUAAAUAAUAAAUAAUACAACAACAAUAA
Molecule: messenger RNA, 426 nt
Organism: Engraulis encrasicolus (European anchovy)
Lineage: Eukaryota; Metazoa; Chordata; Actinopteri; Clupeiformes; Engraulidae
Product: spermatogenesis-associated protein 45-like
Exons: 2
Coding region: 35-361 (108 amino acids)
Source: RefSeq, a predicted model, not a curated record